Molecule: messenger RNA, 2009 nt
Organism: Williopsis jadinii
Lineage: Eukaryota; Fungi; Ascomycota; Saccharomycetes; Phaffomycetales; Wickerhamomycetaceae
Gene: ATP2
Product: F1F0 ATP synthase subunit beta
Exons: 2
Coding region: 316-1830 (504 amino acids)
Biological process (GO): proton motive force-driven mitochondrial ATP synthesis; proton transmembrane transport
Molecular function (GO): ATP binding; ATP hydrolysis activity; proton-transporting ATP synthase activity, rotational mechanism
Source: RefSeq, a predicted model, not a curated record
CGGUAUUACCCUACUAAACCCCUCGUAACUCUCCUCGACCGCGACGACCGGAAGUCACAUGACCUCCCGGAAGUCGUUUAGCACUCUCACACCCCCUUACACAAAAACGGACAAAUCUUAUUGGUUGUGUCCCGCACCGCCAGAACAAAACGCACACACACUUUGUCCGCCGUUGCACGAAAAUUUCCCUCGAAACCGACGACGGGGAGGCCAGCUGGGAAAUUUUGUCCACCCAUUUUUUUUCAAUUUCUCUUUUCUUCCUUUCCCCUUUCCUCUUCUUUUCUAACCAAGCUACCAUAGUUAUUCAAAACAACAAUGGUUUUCCCAAGAGUUUACAACGCUACUUCUAAGGCAGCUUUCAAGGCUGUCAAGAGCAACAUGUUGUUCAACAGAGGUUUGGCUACCGCUGCUCCAGCAGCCGGUAAGGUUAGAGCCGUUAUCGGUGCUAUUGUCGAUGUUCAAUUCGAGGAUGGUAACUUGCCAGCCAUCUUGAACGCUUUGGAGAUCAAGAACCACGAGUCUGGUCGUCUUGUCCUCGAGGUUUCCCAACACUUGGGUGAGAACACCGUCAGAACCAUUGCUAUGGAUGGUACUGAGGGUCUUGUCCGUGGUGAGACCGUCGUUGACACUGGUGCUCCAAUCACCGUGCCAGUUGGUCGUGAGACUUUGGGUCGUAUCAUCAACGUUAUCGGUGAGCCAAUCGAUGAGCGUGGUCCAAUCAACACCAAGCAAAGAAACCCAAUUCACGCUGAGCCACCUUCAUUCUCUGAGCAAUCUACUGCUGCUGAGGUUUUGGAGACUGGUAUCAAGGUUGUCGACUUGCUUGCCCCAUACGCUAGAGGUGGUAAGAUUGGUUUGUUCGGUGGUGCCGGUGUCGGUAAGACCGUUUUCAUCCAAGAGUUGAUUAACAACAUUGCUAAGGCUCACGGUGGUUUCUCCGUCUUCACCGGUGUUGGUGAGAGAACCAGAGAGGGUAACGAUUUGUACCGUGAAAUGAAGGAGACUGGUGUCAUCAACUUGGAGGGUGACUCCAAGGUGGCCUUGGUUUUCGGUCAAAUGAACGAGCCACCAGGUGCUCGUGCCCGUGUUGCUUUGACUGGUUUGACCAUCGCUGAGUACUUCAGAGAUGAGGAGGGUCAGGAUGUGUUGUUGUUUAUUGACAACAUUUUCAGAUUCACCCAGGCCGGUUCCGAGGUGUCUGCUUUGCUUGGUCGUAUCCCAUCUGCUGUCGGUUAUCAACCAACUUUGGCCACUGAUAUGGGUCUCUUGCAAGAGCGUAUCACCACCACCCAAAAGGGUUCUGUCACUUCUGUCCAAGCCGUCUACGUGCCAGCUGAUGAUUUGACUGAUCCUGCUCCAGCUACUACUUUCGCGCACUUGGAUGCUACUACUGUGUUGUCCCGUGGUAUCUCUGAGUUGGGUAUCUACCCAGCUGUCGAUCCAUUGGAUUCCAAGUCCAGAUUGUUGGAUGCUGCUGUUGUCGGUGAGGAGCACUACGGUGUUGCCACCCAAGUCCAACAAACUUUGCAAGCUUACAAGUCUUUGCAAGAUAUCAUUGCCAUUUUGGGUAUGGAUGAAUUGUCUGAGGCUGAUAAGUUGACUGUCGAGAGAGCCAGAAAGAUCCAACGUUUCUUGUCUCAACCAUUCGCUGUCGCUGAAGUUUUCACUGGUAUCCCAGGUAGAUUGGUUAGAUUGAAAGACACCAUCAGAUCCUUCAAGGAAGUGUUGGAAGGUAAGUACGACCACUUGCCAGAGAACGCCUUCUACAUGGUUGGUGGUAUCGAGGAUGUCGUUGCCAAGGCUGAGAAGUUGGCUGCCGAGGCUAACUAAACAGCACCGUCAUGACCAGUACAUGAUUCAACGAAAAUAUAAAAAGAAAAUGAUAAAGAGAGGAGAAUAAGUCUUUAGAAUCUUCUUGAUUGAAUAUUCCCACAAAGUAUGAAACGAUCUUAAAGCCUCUCUCUAAUUGAGAGGACGCAUAUAUGAAGACAAAAUAAGAAUUUUACUAU